AUGUCGCUCACACUCAAACUAUCCUCGCUUGCGAUCCGCACCCUCUCAAAACCUAUCGCCAACCAAAUCAAAGCUCAGGCUCGUGAACAUGAGCGCUUCCGCAAUGUGUGCGUCUCAAUGGCACAAGCCCUUCACCGCUUCGAUAUGCGUCUCCGAUUAGGCUCCAUUCGCGAUACGAGUGCUUCACAACGACAAGCUGCCGCUGAGGCGGAGGUAAAAAAACACGCCACGACAAGCCCAACUGUGAAGACCCAAGUGGAGACCAAGGCGGAGGAAGAGGCUAUUGAAAAAGCCAAGAAGGCAGCAGAAGAAGCAGCGAAGCCCCGCCAUUACCGGAUUCGACCUUUGUCCGAAUCGAAAGCUAUCGAGUCCGGCGCCAACUUCAUCAGUGAAACUUUCUUGUUCAUGGUUGCUGGUGGAUUGAUCCUAUUUGAGUCAUGGAGGUCACGUCGCAAGGAGACCACGCGCAGAGAUGGGGUUGAGGAGCGGCUGGCUGAGCUUGAGCAGUCAGAGAAGACAGCAAUCCAGGCAUUGGUGGCACUGGAGAAGGAGCUGCUCGCACUAAAGGCCAAGCAUGGCGAGUCGCCAAAGUCGACACAUCACAUUUUGCCUCGCGAGGUAUGGGAGGCUCAACCUGAAGUCGAAGAGCCGGCAGUUGAGGAGACUUGGUGGACCAAGGCCACGUCCUACUUCUCCUUUGGGCAGAGUGCCUCCAAUACUGCACCGACAGCUCCUGCAAUCAAAACCUCACAAUCCCCAGACACGAGACAAGUUGGACAGCCAGCUGUACCGGCAGGUCAGACUCAACCAUCCGCGACCAAGAGCUCGUAA
Molecule: messenger RNA, 831 nt
Organism: Penicillium atrosanguineum
Lineage: Eukaryota; Fungi; Ascomycota; Eurotiomycetes; Eurotiales; Aspergillaceae
Product: OPA3 family protein
Exons: 2
Coding region: 1-831 (276 amino acids)
Biological process (GO): regulation of lipid metabolic process
Cellular component (GO): mitochondrion
Source: RefSeq, a predicted model, not a curated record